CUGGAGGGGGCUUUUUGUGGUGCAUUGUUGCGUCCCAACUCACGGGCAAACAUCCCCAAUCCCUUGCCGACGUCAGUUUCGCCCUACCUGCAUCUUCGCACACGCCUCACCCCCUUUCGCAAGGACACCCCACCACCAUGGCCGACGAGGAGGAGACUUUCAACUUCGAGCUCAGCGAGGCCGGUGCCUCGAUUGCCGAGAACAGCCCUAUCAAUGAGGAGGUUGUCUCCUUCGGCGAGGAGCACGACUUCAGUGGUGAGCACCAGGCCGUCCCGGCCAACCUGCGCUCGACCUCUCCCUUCAUGACCAAGUACGAGUGUGCUCGUCUUCUGGGGACCCGCGCUCUUCAGAUCAGCAUGAACGCCCCGAUCACUGUCGAGCCCGCUGGCCUGACGGACCCGCUUGCGAUUGCCGAGAAGGAGCUUCGCGAGGGGAAGGUCCCGCUGAUUGUCCGCCGCUACUUGCCCAAUGGCACCUACGAGGACUGGCCCGCUUCCGAGCUUAGCUACAACUACAACUGAUUGAGUUGUCUCUUCGCUCGCUUCUCUCGGGCUCCUGUGCUUUCGAUGCCUUCUCCCGCCGAGUCGACGCCUCCUCCAAUCUCUCUCUCUCUCUCUCCCCCCCCCCUUGCCCUCUUGCGUUGGGGUAUGCGCGGGAGUGUGUGCGCGUGUGGACGUGAAUGCAUCUUUGAGAUCCCACUCUCAUCCUAGGCUCCCCCCUUUCUCUUCCACCACCCACCCCCUCCAGCAUAUUUCCCCCCAAUGUGAGGCGAGGGAGAGGAGGCCUGCGCGCGCGCCGGUCGCUGCUG
Molecule: messenger RNA, 808 nt
Organism: Fonticula alba
Lineage: Eukaryota; Rotosphaerida; Fonticulaceae
Product: DNA-directed RNA polymerase I, II, and III subunit RPABC2
Exons: 5
Coding region: 138-521 (127 amino acids)
Biological process (GO): DNA-templated transcription
Cellular component (GO): RNA polymerase II, core complex; RNA polymerase I complex; RNA polymerase III complex
Molecular function (GO): DNA-directed RNA polymerase activity; DNA binding
Source: RefSeq, a predicted model, not a curated record